Ramularia collo-cygni is the source of this 849-nucleotide messenger RNA. RefSeq lists its product as uncharacterized. The transcript has a single exon. Bases 1 to 849 code for a protein of 282 amino acids. Lineage: Eukaryota; Fungi; Ascomycota; Dothideomycetes; Mycosphaerellales; Mycosphaerellaceae. The record is from RefSeq and is a predicted model, not a curated record.
AUGCUGCCGGCGACAUUUGAAAAUGUCGAUGAACUUCGAGUCGCAAAGGCCGUUGUCGUCAUAUUCGCAAUCGCUCUACUUGCAGCAGGCUUCUCCUUCACCGGACUGAUUUGCUUCGCUGUGAAAAACCGGGAAUUCCAGACCGAGUCUAUAUUCUUCCCAGCAUUGGUGUCCUGUAUUAUCGGUCUCCUGACAAUCCUAUAUGAUUUUCUCGUCUUCACGCGGUAUCAUUGGAAUACCGCAGCUUUGAUCACUACCGUUGUAGCAGCUGUUGGCAGUAUUGUAUACGGCUCGCUCCUCUUCUUGACGCAGCGCAAGAUUGGAGGCAGGAGAGGCAGCACAGCCCGGAAGAGCUCACCGCAGCGAGGGGGCACGUCCAUUAGCCUGGUCCCCCUGAACCACAAAGAUAGCGAAACCACCCUGGAUCCCAACUAUUACAACAACUACAACCGAAACAUGUUUCCGGCAGCGCAUACACCAUCACCACACUCAGCUCAAAGCGGUGGCUACGAUCCUCACUCCGUCACCGAGGAGGAGAUGCAACGACAGCAAAUGUUGAUGCUCCUCCUCCAAAAUCAGCCGCCAGCAGCAUCUCCCAAUCCAACGCAGAGCAGCAGCACCUUUCAUAUUGACUGGCAAGGUCGAGAGGAUGAGGAACCGCCAUCACAGGGGUAUUAUGGCCCACAGCGGUCUGCGUUUCCCCAGACUGCCUACCCAGGUCCAGGUGGCGAGGCACGUCCCUGGGAUGGUAUCUUCAGGGCACCUCCUAGAGUAUCAAUGUCAACCCAUGAACGUCCGAGGAGUCAGGAACACCGAGAUGCCAGGCGUCAGGAAAUUGAGAGGGGAUAG